CACUCUCUGCCUAACACCAACCCCACGAGCUAUACGGAUGUUUGGAGCUCACUUCUAGCUUUAAAGCUAUCCUGCGAUCUGCGUUCGCAUUCUCGCUUCGGUCGCUGGUACGGCAUUAGACCAGCGCCCAGCCACCCCUGCGCAACAUGCGGUCGGCUUCCGCAUUCCUUCUCUCGGUAAUCGCUCUGGUCUGCUGCUCUGUCUCAUCAGCAGCCUGGAGCGAUGUCUACGAUGUAAACCUCGUUCCUCGAUCCCCUUUUUCGCUCCUUGAUGACCGGCCUGCCGAUUGUCCGCCCUGCUUCAACUGCCAGCUCGACUCCUACAACUGUACCCACUUUGCGCCCUGCAACAAGUACAACGGCAAAUGCUCUUGUCCGCCGGGCUUUGGAGGAGAUGACUGCUCGACCCCCGUGUGCGGAUCGCUGGCCGAUGGCGAGAACCGCCCGAGGCGCGAAGGCGACACCUGUAGCUGCAAGGAAGGUUGGACCGGUAUCAACUGCAAUGUCUGCGAAUCGGACAAUGCCUGCAAUGCCAUGAUGCCUGAAGGCGAGGGCGGCAGGUGUUACAAACAAGGUGUCACCGUCAAGGAGAAUUUCCAGAUGUGUGAUGUAACGAAUCGAAAGAUCUUGGACCAGCUUGACGGCCGGAAACCUCAAGUGACUUUCUCUUGUAAGGAGGAGGAUAAGACUUGCAACUUCCAAUUCUGGGUAGGCCAAAAGGAGUCCUUCUACUGUGGUCUGGAUACUUGCGAGUGGGGCAUGGAGAACAGUUACGAUACGAACACGACCAACUACAAGUGCGAGAAUGCCCACUGUAGCUGCAUCAAGGACAGGUUCCUGUGCGGCGAAAAUGGAUCCAUCGAUCUCGGUGUCUUCCUUGAUCAAGUCAUCAAAGGACCCGCUACCUUCUCUACUAAAACGACCGCCGAUGGCUCCAAGAGCGUCUUCUCCGAGCCCGAAAUGAACAACCUGAUCAGUGGUGUCUUUGGUGACCCCAGCAUCUUCUUGAGCUGUGACUCUGGGGAGUGUCUAUACAAGACCGACGAACCAGGCUACGAGCGGCCGAUCAAGAAGAUCAACACCCCUCUGAUUGCAGGUGUGAUCGCCGGUUGCUCGCUCUUCGUCGUUGCCGUGAUUUUGCUUGUCUGGUAUCUGUCACGCCGUGCUGCUCGUCGGGGUUAUCUCCGUCUGUCACUGUCCGAUGAUUCUGAUGACGAAUCAGCCAAGCUUCUGGCUGAGCAUCGGCCUGCAGCACUGUACUGGGAUAAUGUGUCUUACUACCUGAAUGGUAAAGAGAUUCUCUCUAAUAUCCAUGGUGCGUCGGGCCCGGGUCAGAUCACCGCGAUCAUGGGCGCAUCUGGUGCAGGCAAAACUACCUUCCUAGACCUCCUAGCGCGGAAGAACAAGCGCGGCGUCGUCCAGGGCAACUUCUAUGUGAAUGGCGAGAAGGUGGAAGACAGCGAAUUUAAAAGCAUGGUGGGCUUCGUCGACCAAGAGGAUACGAUGCUGCCAACCUUGACCGUUCACGAAACUAUCUUGACCAGUGCCCUUCUUAGGCUUCCACGGGAUAUGAGCCGGGCUGCCAAGGAACAGAAGGUGCUGGAGGUUGAAAAGCAACUUGGAAUUUAUCACAUCAGGGAUCAACUGAUUGGCUCAGAAGAAGGCAAGGGUCGUGGUAUUUCCGGUGGUGAGAAACGCCGUGUCGGUAUUGCUUGCGAGUUGGUCACCAGUCCCAGCAUUCUUUUCUUGGAUGAGCCUACCAGUGGAUUGGAUGCAUACAACGCUUUCAAUGUGGUCGAAUGCCUGGUUACCCUGGCCAAGACAUACAACCGAACCGUCAUUUUCACCAUUCAUCAGCCGCGCUCCAACAUUGUUGCUCUCUUUGACCGACUCAUCCUUCUCGCGGGGGGACGCACAGUCUACUCUGGUCCCUUCUCAACAUGCCAGCAGUACUUUGACCAUAUUGGAUAUUCAUGCCCUCCUGGGUUCAACAUUGCGGAUUACCUCGUCGAUCUUACGAUGCACGCGAGUGUAGCAAACUCUUACUCUGAUGAAAUUGGAUCUGCAGUGGAUGGACAUAAUGGCCCGCCCAAGACUGCUUCGAGUAGCCUCAGAGCGGUUAAGUCCGUCGCCAGUGCUUCCAACGUGAGCAUUGAGGACAACUCAAGCACAACAGCAGAGCCGACAAGGAGACCGAAGCACAACCGAAGGGUGUCUGUCAAGCAGCAGCAAGAUCGUCAGCUUUACUCGCGACGGAAGGAUCAAGAACAACGUCCAUUUACACCAAAGACUGACGAGGAAGAUGCUACGCUGGACGUAGCGGAGAACACCCAACAAUGGCUCCGUCUGCAUCGCCAACCGGGCAAUGUUCCCCCGCAGAUUCUUGAUGAUCCCGACCAGCUACCUCCCCCAGCACCUGGCCAAACCGACCUGGAUGUUCUGGUUGCCAGCUACGCUAGUUCAGACGUCUCGCGCUCAGUCCACGACGAGAUCAUGUCUGUCAUCCAGUCUGCGCAAAAUACCAAUGGCUCCACCAACUCGCACCUGACGAAUGGUUCCGGGACAGGGCAGAUAGGUUAUGCUCGAGUCAGUCUGGCUCGGCAGUUCCUCAUCCUGUCGCAACGUACAUGGCGCAACCUCUACCGCAAUCCGAUGCUGAUGCUCACACAUUAUGCUAUUGCUAUUUUGCUUGCUGUUCUUUCUGGAUAUCUCUUCUACGGGUUGACGGAUGAUAUCAAGGGUUUCCAGAAUCGCCUGGGUCUUUUCUUCUUCAUUCUUGCUCUUUUCGGCUUUAGCACCCUUACCAGUUUGACUGUUUUCUCCACGGAGCGACUUUUGUUCGUCCGCGAGCGAGCUAACGGUUAUUACCACCCGGUCACAUACUUUGCCGCCAAGGUUGUAUUUGAUAUCGUACCGCUUCGACUCAUCCCUCCCAUCAUUAUGGGUAUUAUUGUCUACCCCAUGACCGGAUUGAUUCCUGCAUGGCCCGAGUUCCUCCGCUUCAUGCUGGUUCUGGUGCUGUUUAACCUCGCGGCAGCCUGCAUCUGCCUGUUUAUUGGUAUCAUCUUCCGAGAUGGCGGUGUGGCCAACCUGAUUGGCAGUCUUGUCAUGCUUUUCAGCUUACUCUUUGCCGGUCUGUUGCUGAAUCACGAUGCGAUUCCCGCAUCUGCCUUGUGGUUGCAAAGCCUGUCAAUUUUCCACUAUGGCUUUGAAGCUCUUAUUGUUAACGAGGUCACCUUCCUCACGUUGAUUGACCACAAGUACGGCUUGGACAUUGAAGUUCCCGGAGCCUCGAUCCUGAGUGCCUUCGGAUUCAACACCCUUGCUUAUUGGCACGAUGUGAUUGGCCUCGCUGUGAUCUCUGGGGCCUUUAUCAUCAUUGCAUACGGAGCGAUGCAUUUCCUACUUGUCGAGAAGCGGUAGAUCCGCUCGGAUUCUUUGACUCACUCUCCUUACCAUGACUAGGAGAUCCCUGUUUCUGUCCCUUAUUUGGCACUUUCCGUUCUUGCAGUUUAUUAUUCUGUGUUUUGUUUUAUGUGAACGUGAUGUUUUUUCAGUUUUAGAGAGCACUUGAGAAGCUACCUUGCAUUCAAGUACAUGUUUCGAGGUAGGCCUACAACUUGAUUUGUGUGUAUAUAGACCAUGCUAUGUGACCAAGUAUACAAUCUGGGCCUAUUAUAAUUUGCAGUAUAUACCUCCA
Messenger RNA from Penicillium subrubescens, 3699 nucleotides. Its product is annotated as putative ATP-dependent permease ADP1. The transcript has 3 exons. Gene Ontology annotation, cellular component: membrane. Bases 147 to 3422 code for a protein of 1091 amino acids. NCBI's taxonomy places the organism in Eukaryota, Fungi, Ascomycota, Eurotiomycetes, Eurotiales, Aspergillaceae. The record is from RefSeq and is a predicted model, not a curated record. Gene Ontology annotation, molecular function: ATP hydrolysis activity; ATP binding; ABC-type transporter activity.